AUGAAUUACCUAGAAGACUCAUUCCAGAGCAUAGCUCUAGACUUGGGCGAUUGCAUUGGAACGGAGAGUUGUGUUGAUCUAAGAAGUGACAUUGAUCAAGAAUUUUGCAUGGUCCAAAAGACCCGUGGCAGGAGGGGGAAUCAACGGCUGGAAAGAACGGAGAAAGAGUAUCCGCCGCCGAUACCGUGGCUGGCACGCACCGAAAACUUGCCAUCCCACAUGCCCUGGAUUAUGAAACGGUAUUACACUGACGACGGCAGGUUAAUAAUCAAGGAGGAGAAAGUUAAACGGCAUGAAUAUUUCCAAGCGAAUCGGUCCAAUGGCCGUCUAACUCUUCAUCUUGUCCCUUUGGACGACGACGUAUUGGACGAUGAUUGCAAUGAGGAAGAGUUUGAGGUUGCAUGUGAUUGGGAGACUGAUGGGAUGAUCAGCAGUAGGGAUGAUUUUGAUGGUGAGACGGAUGACCAUCGGACGAUUGUGCAGGAAGAAUCAAGAAACAAGAAAUCUGAGUCUUGCAUGGAUAAUGGAGGGGGUGCUAUAGUAGGUGGUGACCGUGGCGGCGGAGGAGGAGGCGGCGGUGGAGGCGGUAGAGGGCAAUGUUAUAUGUAUAGUAGUAGUUUGGGUAGGAAUCCUUGUAUGUUAGGUGCAGGUGGGUUGGCGGUAGCAGCGGUUAGGCCUGUUCAUACUUGA
Messenger RNA from Coffea eugenioides, 690 nucleotides. RefSeq lists its product as uncharacterized. Lineage: Eukaryota; Viridiplantae; Streptophyta; Magnoliopsida; Gentianales; Rubiaceae. Bases 1 to 690 code for a protein of 229 amino acids. The record is from RefSeq and is a predicted model, not a curated record. The transcript has a single exon.